AUGAAUUCAGAUGCACUAAAGUAUGAUAACUUUAUACAGGUCCUAUUAGACGAACUAAAAGACUGGGAAAGGGAAUUUGAAAGUGGCAAGCAACGUAAAUAUAAUAAUAACAUGUGCUGGCUUUAUUUCUUGAAAGGAUUUAAGAUCCUCGAAUCAACUACAAGACAACUCAGCUUGGAGUUCCAAUGGAUGAAAGGAAAGAAAGCCAAGGAGCAGAGAGAAGCAACGAAGGAGCUCGAGCAUAACAUUCACAUGGUCAAAGCUCCUUCUGUGCUCGACAAAGAGCCAUCACUUAUGCUGCCUACCAAGGUCAAGGUUUCACAAAAGAAGUACUCAGAGGAAAAUCUCAUGGAGGAAUGA
Messenger RNA from Solanum tuberosum (potato), 360 nucleotides. RefSeq lists its product as uncharacterized. The record is from RefSeq and is a predicted model, not a curated record. The transcript is spliced from 3 exons. Bases 1 to 360 code for a protein of 119 amino acids. NCBI's taxonomy places the organism in Eukaryota, Viridiplantae, Streptophyta, Magnoliopsida, Solanales, Solanaceae.